Messenger RNA from Thalassophryne amazonica, 2427 nucleotides. It is a transcript of the gene nfkbie, whose product is annotated as nuclear factor of kappa light polypeptide gene enhancer in B-cells inhibitor, epsilon. The transcript has 6 exons. Lineage: Eukaryota; Metazoa; Chordata; Actinopteri; Batrachoidiformes; Batrachoididae. Gene Ontology annotation, molecular function: protein binding. The coding region runs from base 298 to 1332 and encodes 344 amino acids. The record is from RefSeq and is a predicted model, not a curated record.
GCCUUUCACGUGUCAGCUCUCUUCCUCUUAUCGCGUUUCACUGCUCGUUUGUAGUUCUUCGAAUAAAAAGCGAUUUUAACGGCGUUUGGAAUGUCUUCAGAAAAAGCACAUUUAAGGUUUUUUUGCUUUGAGGUCGAGUGUGUUUAUUGGGGUUAGGGUGGCAUGCGACGCGUCGGCUGCUUCCGUUGGUUUCACGCUGCUUUCCUCGGCUUUCUGUCCUCGUAAAAGCGGCUCCGACGCCCGCGAGAAGGCUUCGAAUCCUCGGGCAGAGCGGGUGGGAAAGCCAGCCGGGUCACCAUGGCGAGAAACGAGGGCAAGAAAGACGACCUCCUGGAGGACAACCGAGCCGACUCCGGGAUAGACUCGUACCGCUCUCUACUCAAGGACGAGCCCCGAGAACCGAGGUCCGGCCCGAGCGGGCCGAGGGACAAAUUCUCCACCGCAGACGAGCGCCUGGACUCGGCGUACAGCUCCUCGUCCCUCACGGUGGACCUCCUGUCGGAGAUCGUGGAGGGCUGCACGAUUUCCAGCGUCCAGGAGGAUCAGACACAGAACACUGAACUGACCGAGCAGGAGAACCUGCUCACCACCAUCACUGAAGAUGGAGACACAAUCCUGCAUUUAGCGAUCAUCCACGAAGACGACGACAUCGCUCACCAGCUGAUACAGAUAUUCCCCAAAGAUGUCCUGGACAUCCAGAACAACCUGUACCAGACACCCUUGCACUUGGCCACAUACGUCAACAUGCCCGUUGUGGUGAAGGAUCUGGUGGAGAAUGGUGCCAGCCUGGAGCUUCAGGACCAGGACGGGAACACGGCGCUGCACGUCGCGUGUCAGUACAGGAAGACUGACUGUGCCGCCGAGAUGACCAGAGAGGUUUCCUGCAACAAGCUGGUGCCGGUCCUGCAGACCCAGAACUGGAAAGGUCUUACCUGUCUUCACUUGGCCACACUGAACAGACAACAUCAUAUUAUGAGGCUCUUGAUGGGUAAAGGAGCAGACCUCAAUAUUCAGGAAGGAACUAGCGGGAAAACCGCUCUUCAUCUCGCCGUGGAGCUGCACGACAUCAUUUCAGUGAAGCUUCUGCUCAACCAUGGUGCCAACGUGGACGUUACCAUGUUUAAUGGCUGCACGCCGCUGCACCUGGCAGUGGGACGGCAGGAUGCCGCCAUCUCUAACCUACUCUACCAGUUCGGAGCCGACACAAUGCUCCGAAACAUGGAGGAUGAAACGGCACUGGAUCUGGCUGAUGGCAACGAUGAUAUUCUGGCUCUAUUUCCAUUUGAUGACAUCCAGAUCUCUGGGAGGUCGGUGGUUAGUGUGAACUUUUGAACUGGGUGACUGCUGAACUACAGACGUACCUGGACUCUCACUGCCACCGGUGUUUUCAUGUUUCAUUAAACAGCUUAUCUAUAUAUUUUAUUUGUAAUACAUUCUGGUUUCAUCUGGAUUUUUUUUUUCUUUUAAGACUAAUAUGGACACCGUACAUUUUGACUUCCUGCUGAAAAAGAGUAAUUCUGUUUCAUGGUCUUGAACUGUUUUUUUUGUUUGUUUUUUUUACACCCACUAGAAUGGCACUAAAUAAAGUACAUUCCUUUUCCAAGGCCCAAAACACACCAUGUCACCAUGUUAAAUGUCUUCUAAAAUUUAUUGACUCAAAGUGUGAAGCUCCAAAUUCAGAUCAGCUUGAGUUUUCACAAAACUUCAUAAAUCCUCUUUGUUAAAAUGGUCCGUCUUAGAAUGUUGUAUCCGGUUCAGCCUUAAUUUGGAAUGUAUCCCAGAAUAGACCAAAUCUAGUCAGCAUGUUGGGUGAAAAUUAUUAACAAAACCAUCAUACAAAUAGAAAUGGGUGGAAAUGUGACCUCCUUGUUGGGGUAAAUAGAACAUUUAUACAUUUUCACUGUAUGUUUUGUUAAUAUAUAAUUUUCCUCAUAGAUGAGUCUGACAAAACCAGCCAUCUGAUUACCAAACAAACAAAAAAAUCUACCUCUUAAUCGGAUUAACCCCAGUUUUCACGUUUCUCAUAUUUUAUCAUUGCUAUGCCUUUUUUUUUCCCUCUAAUGGAAACGGGACUGUUGGCUUUUAUGCUUCUGUUCAUAUCUUUAAAGAUCAAUUGUUUCCACAGAGACUUUUUGAGAAGACGCAUGCUAUAAUUUAACAAAUGUAAAAGAAAUUGUUCUGUUAAAAUAAAAUCCCAACCCCUUGCUUUCAAAGGUUAGGCCAUACAGAAAUCUAAUAUAUAACACAAUGCAGCUUCAUCUUUGAUGCCUACGUUUGCCGUGUCGAUGCUGUAACAGGCUGCUCUAUUUAACUUUAUCUGCAGAAAUAUGUCAUGUUCUUUGGUGUCUAUGUGCACCUGCCUGUAUAGGUAAUACAAGAAGGUUCUGCACUCAUUUAUUUUGUAAUAAAAUUAAGAUAUUAUCAUUG